UACGGACCUGCUCACCGACUCCCAUCCUGUUCCAGUGUUCCUGUCUGUCGCGUCAGAGCCAGAUCCCCUUUUUACCACCGCCACCGCCGCCGCCGCCAUGUCAGGCCCCGCAGCAGCAGCGGCCGCCGACGGGAACGGGAUGGAGAGGGUUCGCCGGAAAAAGGACUUCAGGCACAUGGAGCGCGUGGAGGGGCGCAUGGUGAACGUCCUCCAGGGCCUGGAGCUGCACACCGGCGUCUUCUCCCCCGCCGAGCAGCAGCGCAUCGUCGACGCCGUCCACCACCUGCAGGACAUGGGCCGACGGGGCCUCCUCAGAGGACGUAGCUACUCGGAGCCUCGCAAGUGGAUGCGUGGCAAGGGCCGCGCCACCAUCCAGUUCGGCUGCUGCUACAACUACGCCACCGACCGCCACGGCAACCCGCCGGGGAUCAUCCGCGACGAGGAGGUGGACCCGCUGCCGCCGCUGCUCAAGUCCAUGAUCCGCCGCCUCGUCGACUGGCGCGUCCUGCCGCCGUCCUGCGUCCCCGACAGCUGCAUCGUCAACAUCUACGACGUCGACGACUGCAUCCCGCCGCACAUCGACCACCACGACUUCCUCCGACCCUUCUGCACCGUCUCCUUCCUGGCUGAGUGCAGCAUCCUCUUCGGCAGGGACCUCAGGGUCCUGGGUCCUGGAGAGUUCGCCGGCUCAACCUCCAUCUCGCUCCCCGUCGGCUCCGUCCUCGUGCUCAGCGGCAAUGGUGCCGACGUCGCCAAGCACUGCGUCCCGGCCGUGCCUGCCAGGAGGAUCUCCAUCACCUUCCGUAAGAUGGACAACAGCAAGCUGCCCUUCAACUUCAGGCCCGACCCGGACCUCCUGCAGAACAACCUUGCGCCAUUAUUGCCGCACCCUGCUCCUGCUCAGCCGGCGGUGACCAACACUACCACCAGCCCCCAGCUGGACAAGGACAUCAGGCCCCAGCAGCAGCAGAAGAGACAGGGGCCUACAACAAGUGCUGCUGCCGUCAGAGCGGGACAGAUGACAGGAGGCGGCCCCAGCAGCAGCGGGUUCAUCAGCCUCUCCUCCGAUGACUUCCCGGCGCUCGGUGCUUCGCCCGCAACGGCAACGGCUGCUCCUGCUAGGAGAGGCAAAGGAAGGCGAUAGGGAUACUGCAUUGCCGUUCUUCACUUCUCCGUAGAAUUUGAAGAGGAAUAAGGCAUUGCUAGCUGUUAUACUUUUGUGCUGUAACAGUUGUCGGAUGUUGUUUUUUCCCCCCGAAAAAAAUCAUUUGUUCUUUGAUUU
Molecule: messenger RNA, 1282 nt
Organism: Setaria italica (foxtail millet)
Lineage: Eukaryota; Viridiplantae; Streptophyta; Magnoliopsida; Poales; Poaceae
Exons: 2
Coding region: 98-1144 (348 amino acids)
Biological process (GO): mRNA catabolic process
Molecular function (GO): mRNA binding; demethylase activity
Source: RefSeq, a predicted model, not a curated record